CGGCUAUACACUACCUGAUACUGAAUGUGUCUGGACUUCGGGCUGUUGGUGAGUUCGUAAACCCGCUGCGGAGAGACGAGAGCCCGAGCACCGCGACGUGUGAAGCCAAUUCAUUAACUUGUUCCGCGCCGUUUUGGUUGGCCUGCGGCGGGACACAAAUGCCCGGGCAGCUUUGCACCAAUUUCCAAGAGCUUGCCGCAGCGAAGCCAAAAAGUGCUAGGUUCCCUUGAAGCCAUUCUCCCGUCGACCUUUUGAGAGGUCAGAGGAAUAGGAACCCCAACCCCUCGGCUGACCACAACCGCGCGCUUUCCCUUGUUUGGAAUCCCAUCCCGACUCUGAUUGACUCUUGACUCUGUCGCAAUGGCCUCCUUCAUCGAUAUCGCCAUCAUCGGAGGCGGUCCUGCCGGCCUGACCGCGGCGGCGACCGUUGCCCGCCAGCUCCAUACCGCUGUCGUCUUCGACAAUCACCGCUACCGGAACGCCAGGUCCAGCCACAUGCACAUGGUGCCCACGUGGGACCACAAGGAUCCCAAGGACUUCCGCGCCGCUAUCAAGCGCGACAUUCUGGACCGUUAUUCCACCAUCCAGUUUGCCGACGUCGGCGUUGCGAAGAUUGAGAAGAAAAGCGAUUCGCACUUUCACGUCGUUGAUGAGUCUGGCAAGGAAUACGACUUCCACAAGGUCAUCUUGGCCGUAGGCGCAGCCGACUCCUAUCCCGACAUCGAGGGAUACCAGGACGCCUGGGCACGCCGCAUCUUCCACUGUCUCUUCUGCUUCGGCUACGAGGACCGGGGCGCCAAGUCCACCGGCGUGCUCGUCGUGCCCCCCAUCAACCCUGGCAUGGGCCUCUACAUGGGUGGCAACGCCGCACAGCUCAGUGAAGCAGUCACUCUCUACACCCACGGCAACGAGGAGUUCACGGCGCAGGUCACCCAAGUCGCCGCGACCGCCAAGGCCAAGUUCACGGUCGAGCCGCGCCCGAUCAAGCGGUUCAUCAACAACGGCGACUCGAUCACGGUCGAGUUCACCGACGGCUCCACCAGGGAGGAGACCUUCAUCGUGCACAACCCCAAGACGAGCGCCCAGGGCCCCUUCGUCGAGCAGCUCGGCCUCGCUCUCACGCCGACGGGCGAGAUCCAGACCACCCCGCCCUUCUUCCAGACCAGCGUCCGCGGCGUGUUUGCCGCCGGCGACAUCGUGACUCCGUACAAGGCCGCGAACGCCGCCAUCGCCAGCGGGUGCAACUCGGCGGUUGCCUGCAUCGCCCAGCUGCAGGGUGAGAAGUACGGCCUUCCGGCGAUGCUCUGAUCUCGCUCUCCAGGAGUGGAUAUUGCGGUGCCGCUCCUCAUGCCUGUCAUGUAUCGUAUUGCUAGACUAGGUA
Thermothielavioides terrestris NRRL 8126 is the source of this 1381-nucleotide messenger RNA. RefSeq lists its product as uncharacterized. The record is from RefSeq and is a predicted model, not a curated record. Lineage: Eukaryota; Fungi; Ascomycota; Sordariomycetes; Sordariales; Chaetomiaceae. Gene Ontology annotation, molecular function: oxidoreductase activity. Bases 361 to 1308 code for a protein of 315 amino acids. The transcript is spliced from 3 exons.